AGAGACAGAAUCACAGAGAGAGAGAGAGAGAGAGAGAGAGAGAGAGAGAGAGAGAGAGAGAGAGAGAGGGGAGAGAGAGGAGACAGAAAGAAAGCGAGGAGAACGAGCGAGCAGAGAGAGAGCAGGGAGAGAGGAGAGAGAGGAGAGAGAGAGCAGAGAGAGAGUGAGAGCAGAGAAAAGGAGAGAGACAGCAGAGAAAGAGAGGGGCACAGUUUGCUCCUGCAGCGCUGCAAGGACAGACUGCACUGACAGAGGAGGACACACACACAGCCCAGCCUGAAGAGAGACAUGUCUACAUAACAGGACCAUCAGCACACUAAUCAUUUCUGGACACUGACAGCAACACAGAACAUAAAUAGAUGCCAAAGACUAGCACCUCAAAACAACCUCACCCUCACAGAGAGGGAGGUCACAGUUUGAAGGUGGAACAGUUUGAAGACGGACACAGUAAAGGUGAAGGAAGACAUUUGUUCUGGAAGAGACCAACUAAAACAGGAGUGAUCAACGGUAUCAUCUCCUCUCAGCGAUCAAUCUCUUGGAAGUGAAAAGGAGAGACUUUACAGUACAGGGCAUUGGGCUGUGCUGCUCUGCCUUCAACACUCAUACCCUUCUGUGCUGCUACUGCUGUUCCAAACCAGGCUACAUCAGACAGUGGUACGCUGAAGGUAGCAGCUCUGCUCUACACUCUAGCUAGCUGUACUGCACUGACUGACUGGUUGACUGACUGACCAUGAGUGAGUCGAAGAAGGGUGAUCUGGCUAUCCGGGAUAAAGCCAUCCUGGGCCAGCAGAGGCGUCUGAAGCAGGCCACCCAGUUCACACACAAAGACUCAGCCGACCUGCUGCCCCUGGAUGGGCUCAAGAGACUGGGCACCUCCAAAGAUCUGCAGCCCCACAGCAUCGUGCAGCGCCGCCUCAUGGCGGGAAACAUCACACAGCUACGUGGCGAGGCCCGCGUGGGGAGACCCUCGCCCCUGGUCGACAGCAAGGAGGGGGGUGCCGGCGACGCAGAGGAGAAGAGCGAGAGCACGGCUGACGACUCCACGGAGGAGAGGGAUUCGCCAGAGGAGAGCGAGAGGAGCCUAGAGACGAGGUCGGACGAGGAGGAGGACAGCAGCGAGGCCGGGGGGAAGACAAGCAGCACGGCUGGGAACGAUAAAACAGAGGAGGGGAGGAAGGAGAGGCAGAGGACGGAGAGGCAUCUCACUACCCUGCUGGUCCAGUGCAAGUGCUGUGACACUGAGGUGAAGGCUUCCAUCAACACCGGGAGUCAACACAACCGCAUCUCCAGCUCCUGCUGCAGGAGGCUUGGAUUGGUUCCCACCCAGGAAGGUCCACCCUGUGAGCAGACAGAGGGCCAGGGCUCUGUGAGGGGCCUACAGCUGCAGCUGGGCAGACAGAGUGUCCAGUGCUCUGCCCACGUCACCGAGGAUGAGGUGUUUGAGCUGUGCCUGGGUCUUCAGACUCUGCAGGAAAUCAAAUGCUGUGUGGACCUGAGCAGUAGAGUCCUAAAGCUCCAGGGCUCAGGGGAGGAGCUGCCUUUCCUGGAGCCGCCAUUGGUCAGCCAGUGCCAUCACCAAGACAGCAAUGAGAACAUGUGACCCUGGCGGGUCACAACCUCCCAGCCGUCCCACACCCUCCUCUGAUUGGCUGGCGCUGUAAAAACAUGAUGCAGUCUGGGUCUGGACUGUCCAACCAGUGUUUCGCACUGCCAGCAGCAUGGUUGAGCACCCCAAUUCUCUUCAGUUUACACCAUUGUGUUUGUUUCUGUGGAAUUAAGACAUUACCAUGAUGUUACUGCUGUAUUGAAUUAGCCUAGAUUAUGGAGUGGAUGGAGCUCAAGGAUUGGGACGAUUCUAUGUAACAAUAUUCAUAAUUAUGUACUUAAUCAAGGUGUUUUUUUUAUCUGCCAGACAGUGCAUCAUUGUUCAAUACACUCUUGGAAAAAAAGGAAUCCAAAAGCUUUCUUUGGCUGUCCCCAUAGGAGAACCCCUUCUGGUUCCAUGUAGAAUCCUCUUUGUAAAGAGUUCUACAUUGAUCUCAAAAGGGUUCUACCUGGAACCAAAAAGGGUUCUUCAAAAAGUUAUCCUAUGGGGACAGCCGAAGAACACUUUUAGGUUCUAGAUAGCACCUUUUUUUCUAAGAGUGUACUGAAACAUACUGAGGAGUCAGACGAUAAUUAUCCUUUGAAAAUGAACAUAUUGUGAUUUGGAAGUAUGAAAUCAUUUACGUUGAUCAUCAAUUAAAUGCCAAAACUGUUUAAAAUCAAAAUCAGUUCAGCCUUGAGGGAAAAAAUGAUAUCUCCCUCACAUCCCUUUACAGAGAGAUAGUCUUCUAGAUGUCCUCUCACACGUGGUCAAGAGAAACAAAAAACAGGUCUUAUGAAACCUUUGAAUCUGCCUGUUAAAAAAAUCUAAUUGAGAGUCAGGACAGACAGGGAAUUCUGGAAGAGAUGUGAGGAGACUACUGCUAUUCCUGAACUAACUGCCUUCAGCCAAGUGAAGACUCUCUCUCUCUCAUCUAUUUUCCCAAAUGAAGAGUGCUCCUAAGAAUGUCACAAUGACCCCCAUCAAAACUAAUUCUCAAUAAUUCCACUUAAAUGUCAAGAGUCCUAGAGCUAGUUGUGUGUGUCAGACGGACAGCACAACAAAAAUAUCCAAACAGUCCAUAAUUCCGCAUUAUUUUUUUGUCAAAGUCUGGAUGUUAGUGUUCCUGUGAGAGUGUGAGUUCUAUUUACUCCUCCUCCUCCUCCCAGCUCCUCCUCCUCCUCCCAGCUCCGGUCAGAGGGAGUUGGCAAGACGGAGCCGACCCCAGCUGCCUUCCUUCCCUCGUCUUCUUCAGGGGACAUUAAUCACUCUGCUCUGAGGCUGCUCUCUGGGUCAAGGCCCUCAUAGAUGUUUGUUUAAGCAUAUUCUCUCUCUCCCUCUUAAUUUUUGAAGUUCGGGAAACAAAUCUGCUUGGUACAUUUUUCCUCUUCUCGUUCGUUCCACUUUUGCUGACGUACGUUAUUCACUUUGACAAGCCUUGUUUGCUGAUUUGGUAUUUUACUAGGACCGGCGCAGCGGCACAGAAUCAUCAUCAGGCCCCUGCUUGUUGCCUGACUGACAGUUUCACACUACAGGGUCGACUACAGGGCCGAAACGUACUGUGCUGGCUUGAAUAUUGUAUUUUCUCAUUAUCCUUUGCAGCACGGUUCCAGCUACUAUGGUGGAGUCGUAACGAGGCCAACCCAGUACUGUACAGCUCGGCUUAGUUCAGUUUGACCCUAUGGUGUGAAUCAGGCAUGUGAGAGAGCCAAAAGGCCACACUAUAAUCUUCCCAUUAACAUGAAUUACACACUGCCUUGAUCCAUUCGCAUUGUUUGGACAAUCGAGAAGCGCUUCAGACGCACUCAGAAAGGUCUUCAUACUCUGCUUUUACCAUCUGGACCUGUAUUCAAAGAGUCUCUGAGUGUGGGGUUUCCACUAGAUAGCACAGCCACAAAGUCAAAAGUGGCUAUAUAUCAAAAAAAAAAAAUACAUGAAAACAAAAAUGAGCUUGUUGGUCUUAAUUCAAGGUUAGGCAUAAGUUUUGCAGUGUGGUUACGGUUAGGUUUAAAAUCAGAUUUUUGGAAGAGACGUAGAAAUAGGCUGGGUUUAAGACUUUGUGGCUGUGGUAACUAGUGACUACCCUGGGUAGGUGCUGAUAUCGGAACAGUCAUGCCUUUCAGAGCAUAAUGGAUAAGAUUACAUGGACCUGAUCCUAGGUCAGCACUUCUACUCAGACUUUUUGUGAAGAAGAGCCCUGGACAGUGCCAUGCUCUCGACUGUGUAACAAUAUCCAUCUGACCUCUAGCUCUUUCUUUGGAGGUCACCCACUAAUAGAUUGCUAAUGUUUCGUACUCAUGUACUUCUUAAUAUGCUGUGCGAUGGUAAUCGAUGUAUGAAAUACAUUUAUUUUUUGUGUUUUUUCUGAACAGUAUUUUCUCUGCCUAUUAAAAUAUGUAUUCUGGCUAGCUA
Messenger RNA from Oncorhynchus kisutch (coho salmon), 3997 nucleotides. Its product is annotated as nuclear receptor-interacting protein 2. The record is from RefSeq and is a predicted model, not a curated record. The transcript has 6 exons. NCBI's taxonomy places the organism in Eukaryota, Metazoa, Chordata, Actinopteri, Salmoniformes, Salmonidae. Gene Ontology annotation, molecular function: aspartic-type endopeptidase activity. Gene Ontology annotation, biological process: proteolysis. The coding region runs from base 731 to 1600 and encodes 289 amino acids.